AUGGAGUCACCAACUUACUCCUCGCCUUCAUCAGAAGAAACAGCUCCUCAACAAGUCUUGAACGGAACCAAUACCGUUAUCCAGAAGACAAAGGCCGACUUCCAAGGGCUUGCGAAUUCAGCGUCAGUCGAGAAUGAUUAUGAAGGAGAUCAACCUUUGACACAUUAUCAUAGUUUCUUUUUUGAUCUUUUUACAUGGAAAUAUCCGCGUGCCACUGGUUUCUUCUUUUUCUCAGUCAUCUCUAUGAUUACUGCGUUCCGGUUCAUCAACGUGCUCCGCUGGGUUUUCAAAGGAGCAUAUCUGCUCUUUGCCUCUGCUGCCCUUCUUGAAGUAGCCGGCAAGCCUUUUGGCGCAAAGGGUCUUGUAUCUUCAAUGCGCCCUAGACGAUACCACACUAUCCCUAGGGAAUCGGUCGAAAAGCUCUUUAACGAAGCCCACGACUUGUUGAACUUUUUCGUUGUUGAAUUCCAAAGGGUUAUUUUUGUAGAGAAUAUCUUUGCUACAAUUGUCGCAUUUGUGACAACAUUCGCAGCAUACUUUCUUAUUAAGUACAUGCCAUUCUGGUCCCUAUUGCUCACUGCCACUAUUACUGCAUUCACUGCUCCUUUGAUCUACCUUCAAAACCAGGAGUUUAUCGACGAGAAGAUCCGCCAAGGAAAUGAACUAGUUAACGAACAGCUCAAUACUGGACGCGAACUUACUGUAAAAUACGCCGGAGAAGCUGCUGCCCGCGCUCGCUCUACUGCUGUCGACCUCUCGCAAAAAGCCCAAGGAUAUGCCCAAAACGUUCGUGGCUCAUCUCCCGCUGCUACCUCUAAACCAUCAACAACCUCAACUGCCGAUAAGGAAUUCCCUUCUGUCCCUGUACAUGAACCGGCUACCAACGGUCAUAACGGCCAGGUUAAUGGCGCCAACGGUCACAACGGUCUCAAUGGCGCCAACGGUGCCAAUGGAUUUAGUGCCAAAGUACAGGAUGAAUACAGACCAGAGCAGCCUAUCCUUGCUUAG
Messenger RNA from Morchella sextelata, 1008 nucleotides. RefSeq lists its product as uncharacterized. NCBI's taxonomy places the organism in Eukaryota, Fungi, Ascomycota, Pezizomycetes, Pezizales, Morchellaceae. The record is from RefSeq and is a predicted model, not a curated record. The transcript has 6 exons. The coding region runs from base 1 to 1008 and encodes 335 amino acids.